GCAAAGAACCCUUUAAUCAUUCCAUACAGCAUCAAAAUGGGUUCUGCUAUUGUUACAGACUUGACAUCGAAACAACAAAAGAACCCUUUUUGGUGCUACAUAGAACCCUCUUCAAAAAUGUUCUAUAUAGAACCUUCAGGACAGGACAUUUCACCAUGCAAAGGACCCUUUAAAUCAUCCAAAGCGUUCUUCUGAGUGUUCAUGGUUUUAUAUAAAACCACUUUCUUUACUAAAAAACUCUUGAAGAACUAUAAUGUUUUAGAGUGUAGUGCACUAUAUAAGGAGCAGAGAGCAAUUUGAGAUUUUGGAUUUUUUUUCUCGUUUGUCAUCUUUACACCUUCUUAUAUUGUUAUUCCUUUAGUGCGUAAUAUUUUAUGUUUUUAUAUAAAAGGGACAGAGGAGUUGGUGAUGUCGUCCUUCAUUUUCUGUCGUCCUAAUGUUCGCCGUUCGAAUAUAUGGCUGCUAUUUAAUAAACGGAAAAAGUUUUGCGUUAGCCGUUUUAUAGUGAGGUGCGUUAGAUGUAUUUGGUUCAUUGUGCAUAGAAAUACCAUUGAUGCUAAUUUGCUCGCAAUGAUUGUCUAAUAUGCUGGUCCUGCCUUGUCAAAAUGUUCUACUGUGGCGUGUACAUGUAGCUCUCAAUGUAAAACCAUAUGUAGGAUGUUUUGAUAGCCUAAAAUCACCUCAUCAAAAAAAUUUCCAGCUAAUUUUCCAGCAAUAUUAUUUUGAUGUGCUAAAUCAGCGUAUUGGAGGGUAUGUAGAAGCAGAAACGUGCAUUUCCUGAAGGAAAAUGCAGAAUGGUUGCACAGCUUAAAUGGUUCCAACUUCCUGCUAGGUUGCUAUGGUAUCCAAGGUGGUUUAAGGUGUUGCUAGGUGGUUGCUAAGGUAGCACAGAUGGUUGCUAUGGUAUUGCUAGGGGUUUGGUAUUCCAGGUGGUUGCUAGGCGGUUGCUAUGGUGUCACAGGUAGUCCCUAAGGUGUUGCUAGGUGGUUGCUAGUGGACUGCUAGGUGGUUGUUAUGGUAUCCCACAUGGUUGCUAAAUUGUUGCUAGGCAGUUUCCAUGGUGUAUGAGGUGUUUAAGUUGUUCAUAAGCAGUUGCUAAGUGAUAGCUGUGUGUUGUUGAAAAUGAAUGGGAGUCUAUGAGAGGAGGGAGUACAUGUACUUUGGUGGCUGUCAGGAAAAAGAAAGAUUAGGGCUUUGUUGGGGCAAAAAAUGAAUGGGACUCUAUGGGAAGGAAUGAGGGAUGAAAAACAACACACAGAAACAUGCGGGUCAACCAUAAAUAUAAAGCUCUGUCAGUAUAAUACACUUGACAUUAGGCUGAAUUAGCAUCAAAAACACAGUAAAACUAGGUAACUUAGUAUAGUAAGUUACCAUACAAUACUAAUAACAUGCUAAUGUGCAGUAGGACCACUAAAUGAGUGGGAUAGAUUGUUGGACCACCUUGUUCACAAGGGUUUAUGAUGUAAAAGUACAUCCACCUAGUGGUUAAUAGAGAAGCUGCAGGAUUCUGUGUCUACAGGACUAAAGCUAACUUUCAAAAGUGGCUGUUUAGGAUGGCCCAUGGUCAGUUGGACCAUUCUGAGCGAGGGUAGCUAACACACUGCGCCCUCUAGUGGACAAAAACACACUGGCAAAUGUGAUUUGAGUUUAGGUUUAAAUCAACAAGAUAAACAUUUUUUUCUUGGUGUAGCUGCAUAGAACAUCAAGACGUUUCAAAGUGAAAUGUCUCAUUAAAAAUUGAAUAGACUAAUUUUACUAUUAAAUAUUGACACUGUUUAAAAAUCAGAACUGAAAAUGCCCAUCUUUGAGUCUUUACGAUGCUCCACCUAGUGGACAUUCACUGAAAGUGCUGCUGAUUCCUAGUUGAACUGGUUGUGCAUGUGUAUUGUGUUGGCAAAUUGAUUCAUCUGAGAAAAAUGUUUCCAUUUCGAAAUGAAAGGAGUCUUGAUGGAAAUAAAAUUUUGAAUGGUCCAGUGUGAGCUGAUUAUUGAGCUACAGAUGAAUGUGUUUACUUCAGAAAAUCAUCAACCAGCUUCUAAGACUGAACUUUAAUGGUGUGUAAAAAAAUCCCUGCUCAUUUCUUUGGAAAACUACAUCUUUAUCUAUAAAUGUUUUAAUUAAAGGUUUCUCUAUGUGUGUGUGCUGUGUGAGUUAACUUCAAGUGAUGUUGCGUAAGAUCUUGCCACAUUUCAGCAGCAUGUGAGAAAGAUCAGAUACUGACUAUUACUUUUUGGACACACACACACACACACACAAACUCAAAUGAACGAAUGCACAGGCGCACGAACCUGUACCAUAUUAACUCGGGCCCUGGAUAACAGUGGACAGCCAUGCUAACCGCAGUGAUUCUGAUGACCAUCUGCUCCACUGCAGACAUGACUGGAGUCAGACUGGUGGAUGGCGAUGACCAGUGCUCCGGGAUACCAGAAGUCCUUCAUGAGGGUGAAUGGUGGGGAGUGUUCAGUUAUUUUUUUUUAUACAGAGAUGCUGUGUUGUUCUGUAGGGAGCUGGACUGUGGGAAUGCAGUCAGUGUUUCUUUAAAAAGUGAUUUCAGAGGCCGGAAUGAGAAAGAAUGUAUUUUAAUUAGUGAAGACCAAAAAUCAUCCAUUUCGGAGUACCAAACACUCACCCUCACCCUCGAAUCAAAUUUUCUCAACACCAGCACAGUUUUGGUCUGUUCAGACUCUGUGAGGCUUGUGGACGGAGCUGGACGCUGCUCUGGGAGAGUGGAGGUGAAGUUCCAUCAGUCCUGGGCUUCAGUAUGUGAGUCUGACUUUGACCAGCAGGAUGCAGAGGUAGUUUGUAGGGAGCUGGGCUGUGGGACUCCACAAACUCUACAGGGGGCGCUCUUUGGAGAAGGGAAACAUCAAUUUGGGACCAAAGAGUUCCAGUGUGAAGGUACAGAGAACCGUCUCCUUACCUGUAGCACCUCAGACAGAGAGGAGAACACCUGCACACAUGGCAAAGCUGUGGGACUCACCUGUUCAGGACCUGAGGAUGUGAGGCUGGUGGACGGGAGCAGUCGCUGUGCCGGAACGGUGAUGUUUUACAGUGGAGAGUGGAGAAGAGUGGGCUCACAAAGUUGGUCCAUGAGAGAGGCUGCUGUGGUGUGCCGACAGCUGGACUGUGGCUCUGCUGUUUCAGCUACAAAGAGAGUGUCUUCUGAAACUGGAUGGAGCGUUUACAUUGGCUGUAAAGGAUCUGAAUCUGCAUUGAGGGAAUGUUCAAUCAUGAACACUUUUGAGAUCAAGUUCCUUGGGAGAGUGAUGUGUUCAGGUCUCCUGGUCAAACCCUCCAUCUCUUUCUCUACUCCCAUAAGAGUGUCAAGGGGUCUUCAGGGACCAGAGGUGUUCCGGGGCCACAGCUUCACAAUCACCUGCUCCACUCAGCCGCAGUACCCAGGAGGAUCCUUCCACCUCAAAUUGCCCUGGACCAGAAGCAACGACAAGGCAGCUGUCAAUCACUCAGCCUCCUUCCUCUUUCCUGCUGCCGAUGAUUCCCACCAGGGGAGCUACAGCUGCGUCUAUGAGAAUAAAGAGGUCUAUCAGUUUGAAAAUGAGAUUGAGUUGGAUUCUGGGUCUUUCGUCCCAACCUUCUUCUCUGAAAGUGAACCUAUAUCCAUCAUCGUAACAGAUUCCCCAUUACCUGAAGCAACUACCAGAAUGCUGCUGGUACCAUUGCUGUUGCUGACUAUCUGCCUGUUUAUCUUUUUGGCCUCCAAAAAGUGGGGACAUGUCAUCAUGAGAAUCCAACCAGGGAACAAGAGGGCAGCUGCAGUCCAGUCAGAGAACAUAGAGAUGAACUCCCUGCAGCCCAAUGCUGAAGAGCCGUAGAGAGUGCCUGUAGAAGAGCUUUGAGAAAGAGGAAGGCCUCUUAGCAAAAAUGCAUUGUAAUGUACAAAUGCUCGAAUACUCAAUGUGGAUUUGAUAAGGAUUAUACAGACUUAUUAUUCAUUAAUAUGGAUUUAAACAGUUAUCAGACCUCAGUACUUACACUGCUGCAGUUGUGCUAUAUUUCCAUUUUAAACCAUGCAUGUUCAUAUUCAAGUUCACUUUGUAUGGUAGACAGGGGUUAGCGUUGCCAUUUCACAGAUGCUCUGGCCAUAACAAUUUGUCCCUUGUCAAAAUCGCUCAGGUCUUCACACUGGCCCAUUUCUCCUGCAUCCAACACGUCGACUACAACAACCGACUGUUCGCUUACAGUCUAAUAUCCCAGACCUUGAAAUAUGCCACUGUUACGAGACAGUCAACAUUAGUUGU
Colossoma macropomum (tambaqui) is the source of this 4259-nucleotide messenger RNA. RefSeq names its product deleted in malignant brain tumors 1 protein-like. Bases 2331 to 3833 code for a protein of 500 amino acids. NCBI's taxonomy places the organism in Eukaryota, Metazoa, Chordata, Actinopteri, Characiformes, Serrasalmidae. The transcript is spliced from 7 exons. Gene Ontology annotation, cellular component: membrane. The record is from RefSeq and is a predicted model, not a curated record.